AUGAACUUCGGCAUCGUUGGCGCAGGCAUCGCAGGCCUAGGCGCCGCCAUUGCGCUUCGUCGCGCAGGCCACCAUGUCGAGGUCUACGAAAAGUCGACGUUCAAACGUGAGAUCGGCGCUGCCAUCCUCCUCACGCCAAACGCGAAUCGGAUCCUCCGCCGCUGGGGCUUUGACUUUGACAAAGCCAGGCCUGUCGACUUUAAGCAAUAUCGACUGCUGAAUGCUACGAGCUUGGAAAUCCUGGACCGAGACGGGUUCGAGGACGUGGAAGAGCGAUUUGGGGCGAGGAUGUGCGCGUAUCAUCGUGUAGACCUGCACUCCGGCCUACGAGAGCUGGCAGAGAAGGCAGGCGCGACUAUCAAUCUCGGCGCCGAAGUCGUGGAUGUCAAGCCUGAAGACGGCGUCGUGACGCUCGCAACCGUGCAAACCGUGCAAAAAGACCUCUGGGUUCUAGCCGACGGGUCCCGCUGCCCGUUUCUCGAGACCAUCUCCGGGGAAGACAACCCCACAAAGAAGAUCGGGAAAUCCGUGUACCGCUGGCUCGCGCCCAUGGACAAGGUGCUCGAGCACCCCGAUGCGAAAAAGCUAUGGAAUGGGCAGGGCGCAGGCUUCUGCACGUUUUCUGAGCCCAAGGCUGGCAUUACGAUGGUUACAUAUCCCUGCCGCGGCGGCACCCUGCUCAACUGUGCUGUUUUUCACGACACACGCGUGGAGGAAAUCAAUGCCAUGGACUGGAACGCGGAUAGCUCGCAUGAGCGCGUGCUCCAGAUGCUGGAAAACUGCCAUGAGGUGGUGAAGCACAUCCCUCACACGGCGGAGCAGAUGAAGGUGUACACCGUGACGCAGCGCCCACCUUCGAAGCGGAUUUGGAGGGGUCGAAUGCUGUGUGUCGGGGACGUCGUGCACCACAUGCUGCCCACGCAUGCGCAGGGCGGGUGUUCCGCGCUGGAAGACGCUGCUGCGUUGGAAAUCCUGUUCGACGCGAGCACCAUCUCACCCAAUGCCGGGGAUCUCGCAAAGAGAUUGGAGUUGUACACGCAGUUGCGGCUGCCGAGGAGCGCGACGACGCAGAUUCUGAGCAGCACCAACCCGUGGCUUACGAUGGAGCAGGUGGCGAAGAAGACGGAGGAGAUCAGACAGUUUUAUGAGGGAAAUUUGGUGGAUUGGCCAAAGGGGCUGGAGCCGUGGAGUGCACCCAUUAGAGAAUUUUUCUAUGGAUACGAUGCCGUUGGAGAGGCGGAGGAGGCAAUGAAGUAUAGGGAUGGUGGGAGGUUACCGGAGGGCUGGAAGUGGUUUGGGGAGGUGGAUAAGGCUAUGGAGGUUUGA
This is a messenger RNA of Paraphaeosphaeria sporulosa, 1326 nucleotides long. Its product is annotated as FAD/NAD(P)-binding domain-containing protein. Gene Ontology annotation, molecular function: monooxygenase activity; FAD binding. The coding region runs from base 1 to 1326 and encodes 441 amino acids. The record is from RefSeq and is a predicted model, not a curated record. The transcript has a single exon. NCBI's taxonomy places the organism in Eukaryota, Fungi, Ascomycota, Dothideomycetes, Pleosporales, Didymosphaeriaceae.